AUUUGUUGCAGUUGCGAAGUUGACAAGAAUCGUCACUCUUGGUACUUGAUCUUGACAACAAGCAAAGAGUCGCCCCUGUGUUAUUUUUCAAAAAUGGCUGAGCCACCUGCAGACCCCAUGAUGGAAGAGGAGAGCCCAGCACCAGCAGUGGAUAAACAUGAAUCCGCGCCUGAUGUGGUAGCAAAUGCAAAAGGGGACGACCACGACGUAGUGGUGACGCCGAAUCCUGCUGCCGUUUUGCGGUCACAUUUGCUGGCCAAUGGCGCAGAGAAACUCACGGAGUACGUCUGCGAGACCUUUCCGGAACCGAGUUCCUGCUGGUGGCUGUCUUGCAUUGUCGGGACGCGGACGUUUGAAGAAUCGAUACUGGAGGACGAGACGACUGUGCUGUCCCUGGACGCGCUCGGGGUUAGCGACGACACCAUUCUUACGGAGCAGGAGAAGGAGUCGAAGCUUCUGCAAAAAAUCCGAUACCUGCUGCUUAAGGACUCGGUGUCCACGACGGUAAGCGUAAGCGGAACAAGGCAUGAAAAUUAUUUUCGUUUCCGCGCCAUGCAUUUUAUUUUUCCAUUUCAAUUUCUACUUUGUGCAAAGAGACAAACAUCAUGAUAAGUACAUAGAUAAGUACAUUCAUAAGUACUUAUUAACCUACCUGCAAAGGUCCAGCACGGCUUUCGUGUGAGUGGUCUGGAGGCGCCGCGCGGCAGUUUUCGCGAGAAGUACUGGCCGCUGAUGAUUCUGAAGAAGUCCCACGCAGUCGACGCCUUUUUCACUGUUUUUCUCCGCCCCUGCAUCCAGCACGACGAGGAAAAGCGGUUGUGUGUCGUGAGAAAAAUCGUGGAAAAAUUGAACGACUUCUACACUGCACUAACCGCAUCCGCCGAGGCUUUGAGCACGCUGGAAAUUUUGAACUCCAGUGUUGUUAUAACAGUGAAGGACCCCUGCAGCAGCCCGUUUAAAGAUGAAAAAGCAACCGUCCUCGAAGCUUCCGCUCCCGAAAACGAGCCGGAGGUGUCGGUGAAAUGGGUUUUGCUUCCGCCGCCCGAAGAACAAGUAGUUCUUUCAACAGCAACUUCACCUCCAGAGGUGGAGGACGGCGGGACCACCACAGCCGCGGAGAAAACUUCUUCCUCCAAAGAGGAAGUGGAACAAAAGCCAGCAGUUUCCCCACCUCCGCCGUCCUUAUGCAAGAAAAAAAGGUUGUUAGUGUAAAUUUGUGAUGCACAACAUGCAAAUUGCUUGAGCCUGUCAUGCUUGGCAUGCAUCUAAGGGUCCAUUCAGCGGCGUUUUCCCGUACUAUCUGCGCAUGACAGGUUUUUGCUGUCAUGCGGGAGAUAUUUGUCAUGCUAAUCCUCCAACAAAGUUACACCUACAAUCUUUUUUUCCUGGAUAGUCCUGUGCGAUCGUGAACUAUCACCCGGAUUUGAAGCUGACGCACAAGCAAAUGUGGCGGGACGGGAAUUCCGAGGACGGAUUCGUCUUCGGUGUGCGCACGAUCCGGGAGUGCUGGUCGUCCGUGCUGACCAAGCUCGAUACGAAGUGGAAAGAGAAGCAAAGACGGUUAGAAUUGAGAAGCAAAGCGGAGCAAAAGGCAGAAGCUGUCGCUGCAAGAAGUGCAGGUGGAGCUGCCACUGGAGUAGAACAAGAAGUAUCAGCACAGGCUGGAGAGAACGAGGAUGAAAAAAUUGUCAAAGACGAAGAAAAGGACCUGGACUUCCUAGAGGCGGAAGGGGCUGUUAUAGCGUCAAAUUUGAGUUCUCCAGUGGAGCAAGCAGACGAGUUCUACGGCGACGAAGCUGCCGGGGACGUAUUUGUCUCCGGAAACAACUUAUUGGAGGAGAAAAUGCGGGUCUAUGAGACCGAUGUGUACUUCACAACGGCGACUGCGGCAGCGGUGUCCCCAAGCGGGUUGGAAGCAGCUUCCCCCGCAACGUCAGAUGAAGAUGCGAAAGAAGUAGGUUCGGCGACGAAACAGGAUGGCGACGCUGGGAAUAAAGCAGAGGCACUUGCAAGUAAGUUGUUUGUGGAAGUAGAUCUUCCAGCUUCGGACGACAAAAAGGUCAUGAAACUAGUGUCAGUUGGGAACUCUGACGAAGUGUUUACGUCGCAAGAGCCUGCAGCUUCGGGUGUGGUCGAUGCUGUUGGUGAAACAUCAGGUGCAUUUUUGUUUUUCUAGUCAGUACCGAAGAAGCUUGCGCCAUAUUGUUUUUCUAGUCAUUUGGUGUAUAAACUCGUUUGAAUCUUCCGCAGCUGCAUGCGUCACAGUUUGUUGCAGCUCACAUUUAAAAAUUUUACCAGCACAAAGCCUGAGUUUCUAAAAUCACAUCAUCCUGCUCACCUCUUUUCAGCCCCUACUGGUGAGAGGAAAGACUCGUCCCCGGAGCGCCGCGCUAGUUUGACUGCGGAAUACCUGCGACAGACCUUCGAAGACCCGAUUGGCCGCCCGAUUUCCGAGUUGGCGUCCGAGUGGAGUUUCACGGAGUCCCGGGUAGCCAUGCACAGCAGCCGGCCGAAGGACCGGGAAAGCAUGCGGGCGUAUUUGUUGCGCGUGAACAUGGAAAAACUGAUGUUCUCCUCCGCGUCCGCCUACGCGCAAAGCCACCGCGACCCCCUAGACGACUUCGAAGAACUGAUUUCCGAGGCCACGCCCGCGGCGGGAUUUCGAAACACAGGGAACAAUGCCCUCGGCUUGGAGAAAAUUGUCGAGGUGGAGGAGGGAUCUCCGCUGAGGGAAUUACAGCAGGAAAAGGAAGUAGAGCAAGGAGAAAAUCUCCUUGCAGACGACCAGCCGAAGCAAGCUGCUAGUAGCAGCAGCACGGCAGCGAAACUGGCCAACAUGGUGAGCUUGAGCAGCAACGAGUCUGUCAUUCACACGCUUUCUUCUAAAGAAGACGCCCCGCCGCCGGUGAAGCAAACGACCGCUAGAUCCUCGAGACGGGUGACACGGAAAGUCGAUUGGACGAAGCACUUAAUGCUCAGUACUUUUAUAUGUCUGGCUUGUGGUCGUUCUUAUUCUUUGUUGACUUCAGAAUCUAUCAGAACAUGUAGUAUGUCCUCUCGACUCGCAUAUCAUGUGUGCUGUCCGCACUGUAUCCUCCUCCCAUCAUCACCAGGUACGGAACUUCUUCCCAACCUCGUUCCGAAGAACCUUGAGGAUUUCCGGACGAAGACAAAAGUCGCCAAGAUCGAGCCGAAGGAGGUGGAUGCGAGGCCCCUCCUCGAACUGGCGAACAGCGGCAAGGCCAAGCUGACCUUCAACAGCUCCGAGUUCAACGAAAAAUCCAAGAAGCUGGCCGCGGAGCGCGCCGCCUUGCUCCAGGGCCGGCGCGCGAGCGUCUGUGGCGCCGGCGCGGGCACGUUGAUCCUCUCCCGAGGACCGGCAUCGAUGAUGAGCAACCCUCGCCUGCAGCAGCAACCGAUGUCGGCCAUCGACGAGGGCGACGACCAGGCGUCGGAGAAGACUUCCCCGAUGAGUCCGUUGAAGAACAAGGCCGAAGAGUUGUCCGAGCCGCCGACCGUGCUCGUGAAGCAGGGCGGCGCUGUUGACUCGUUAGUGGUGGACGCGGUGGACAGUACGAACGGCAUGAUGAUCCAAGGAGCAGAAUCCGGUAGUAGUUGUACCAGUCCGGACGGAAAGCGGCAGUUCAUGCGAGCGUCCCCUUCCUUCCACGAUGUGUCCUCCAGCUCCUCGUCCGCGGCCGGGGAUGAGGACGGCGCUUCGGAUCAAAAACCUCCAAAUGCAGGCGGGCGGAAAAAGCUUCCAAAUAAAGCCGCUUCUGCCACGUCCUCGGCACGGGGAGCUGCAACAGGAGCGGUUCUGAAGAAUCCGAACGUCGCCUCACUGUUCAAAAUUCCGCUCAAUGUCACCAUGAGCCAGAAGCUGCUGCACGUGGACACACACGCACUGCAGUUGAACUACGCUCCGCGCACUUCGUACCAGAAGACCGGCGUGCUCACGCUACGUCACAGUCCGCCGAAGGGCACGAAUCCAAAGCGGGUCUCCGGGACCAAGCCGGGCAUCAACCUCUCCGAGCUGCGCUUAAUGAACCCUGCGGCUUUGCUCAAAACGGCUGCAGGGCCUGAGAAAAAGACCAUCAAGGCUCCUCUACUUGGCGGUGUGAAGAUUCAGCCGAAAGUCAGUGGAGCAUUGCCAUUGGACCCGGUCGUGCGAAAUAGCAGUAAAGCGUCCUCGGAUGCUGGUACCGUUCCGGUCGUCGACGAGAACGGGCAGAAGGUGCACAAGCAUUCGGACCUGGUACAGGACUUGAUGAAUGUUGAGCCGGCGACUGAGCAAGAAGGUGCAACUUGUGGUCCUGGGGAAGGGAAAGAUGAAAAGAAAAGUACGACGCCGAAAGAUGCUAACGCUGCUGAAAAAGAAAACAAAAACGUGGAUGCCACUGCCACGUCGUCGUGGCAGAAAGAGCGGAUCGCUGUUCUGCACAGCGCGGAUACACCAUCAGUCUCAGUCCAGGAAAUAGAGCCCGCGGAUCCGAACAACGGAGAGACGCUGCCAGCUCCUGCAAAGAAGUUACCGAACAAAAUGAAGUCCCCGAACGCGACCCAAAUCCCGAAACUGAAAAUCCCGCCGCAGGGCUCACCGGUCUUCCUCGUCAACCAGAACGUCGACGAAGACGCGAGCGCCACUUCGCACUCUGAAGAUAUCAAAUCCAGCGAGGCGGAUGAAACGAACGUGACCUCAAAAAUCAAAAAACCAAAAGCCGCCGUCGUUCCCCCAGCAGCACCGCAGAACGCGAACAUCCAGGCUUUACUGCAGCAACGCAAUAUGGAGUGUCUGAGCCAGCUGACACAGAAAUCCGUCGGAAAUUUGCAAGAGCUGCGUCGGCACAGCGUUUCGCUGGUGAUGCACAGGGCCGCCACGGAAAUGAAAAAGCGGAAUUCGGGCUCGAAUUCGAACCGUACCUCCCUGGCGUCGGUCGCAGAAGCGACCUCCGCGAACACCACAACGAUCAAAGCGACCAGGGCGGUCGCUUCUGGUGGCGGCCCGUCGGCCGGCACUCGCCGCAUGCCGGUUAACUUGGUCACUCCUGGCCUCAGCGGAAUCGUGCCUCCGCAACUCGGCAGCAGUAAAACCAUGCUCGUCCAGAGCUUCAGCACGUCGAAGAUUUCGACAACCACCGCGGAGGAGUCAUCUGCGCGGAGUGAGAAAAAACCAGAACAAGUGACAGUGAUUCCUACCAGCAGCCCGGUGCUGUUGCAGCAACCGCAGCUGCCCACAGUUCCAGGAUUUUCUGGAUCUAAAUCACCGAUGUUCAAUCGCACUACGCCACUGAUUUCGCCCGUCGCCCCAUUAUCGUCUCCGCGUGUGAACGUCGUUGCAGGACCUGGAGCAGCCUCUUUUUUGUCGCCAAAGAUGUCAAAGUCGCCAGUCGUCGGGACGCAAUCAGGUUUGACGACCUCUGCGGCGAGCUGCCGCGCUGAGCAAUUUGUGCAGGCGGACAGCCAAAGCAGCACCGGUUCCGGCAAAACGCCGGUUUCGGUCACCGCGACCGCGCGACCAGUUCCGAUGACUUUGACAACGUCGAAAGGAGCGACCUCCCCGUUCUACGCUACUGGCAGUCCGUCACUGGUAAAAAGCGCCAGUACGCUGAAAGCCUCGCCUACCUUUAUCCAAGCACCAAAAGUCGGAAUUUUCAAUCCGCCGCAGCGGGGAAGCAGUAGUAGCUCGGGCGCAUCAAAUCCGAUUGUUCCAGUGACGGCAAGUAAAGCUGUACAAGAGCCUGUUGAGAAAGCUGCGUAGAAGUAUGUCUUUUUGAAGUGGUUUUUUGCUGUGCCUGGGUCAACAUAAUGCAUGAGUUGCUUGCGGGGCCGACAAAGAUUAUCGGUUGUGAGCCAAGUGAUAGGGAAGCUACUUCACGUCAAGUGUAGUACCGGAGCCGUGUAAAAAUCAUUUUUCCAGGUUUUGAAAUUGAGAUUUCUUCCGUAGUUGUUCGCCGGGCUCGAAGUACUUGGAACUAGUAUUCUUCUUGUGAAGAUCAUACGCAUUUUUCGCCAACAUGACUGACAGAAUGUGAAUGAUCUUUCUACAGUACUUACGUCACAGCGGUUGCUUUACCCUAUAAUCAGCAUCCUGAAUCUAUUGAUCGCGAUGGAAAUACGAAGUAAGAUGAAAGACGAUUUGGAUGUGUUACAUGAAGAGCUUUUUCGACAUGUGGAAAGCAGGGAAACCAUGCGCUCGCAAAUUGAACCAUGUCAUCAUGACAAU
This is a messenger RNA of Amoebophrya sp. A120, 6223 nucleotides long. NCBI's taxonomy places the organism in Eukaryota, Dinophyceae, Syndiniales, Amoebophryaceae. The record is from the annotation of a GenBank genome assembly.